UCCAGAGAUGUAUGAGGUUUUUACUGGGAGCUGAAAUGUCUGCAGAGGUCAUCAGCGAAGCCAUUAAAGAUAUCACUUAUUUUUAAGUAUUAAUCGCUGAGUUUCUGACCACAUUCUGCAGACCGUCACAGCUGUAAAAGGAGCUGCAGUUACACUAAGUGUUUGGGGUCACUUUGCUGAACAAAGACAGCAGAGACAAGUAUCUCUUACAUCCAUAUCUGGACUGAUUUCAGUUGGCUCAGUGUGAGGUUUUGCAUUUGUGGUCCAUAGCCGGGGUGGAGACAAGGCAAGGCUUCCUGAAUGGAAACGGGUAUCAGGUGAAAAUCUGACUGCCUUAUAUAGGACAGACACUGGAAAAAAAAGACAUUUUGCAAAACUCAGCGAGGAUACACAAGUGUACGACUGGGACAGACCUUGAAAAGAAAAAAAAGUGCUGUUAAAAAACAGUGAGGCUUUAACAAGAUAUCUCCAGCUGUCUGUUUGUCCUCAAGAGGAAAUCAUCUCUCAUCCAACAUGAAGUAUCUUGUCCUGGGGCUGUUUUCACUGGCGCUGCUGGGAUUCGUCUGUGCGCAGACCACACAGGAUGAUUCAGCACAGGGUAGGCCUAUCACAAUGAUGCCAUACAAUGACACCUCUGAUCCAACACAGCCUUUCAGUAACAUCACUACUAACAACGACGACGACAACGACAACAACAACAACAACUACAACAACAACAACAACAACAUGCCCACAGGGUCCAAUCCCAACAGUAGCCAGAAACCCACAGCCGGCCCCCUGCCGGCACUCAAACCCACAGUGACCAAGAGCACGGGAGGCAAAACUACAAAGAGCGGACAGAGCCGCAUCUUCACCUCUGUCAGUCUGCUGCUCGGAUCAUUUCUUCUUCAAGCCCUUUGGCAAUGAGCGCCCUCUUGAGGCUCACAGCUGGAGGGAGUCAGUACUCUUGAUUACGUCACAAAUCUGAGUUUUUAGAAUAUUUUAUAUAGAGGAAAUACACGUUCAGACACACACAUCUCGUGUGUGAGAUUAAGAAAUGUUUUUUGAGUCUCAGCUAUAGAGCCAAGUUAUUAAUCAACCAGAUAGUAAUUUUGACAGAUUCUGAAUCAGAUUCUGCACUGAUAAAUGAAGGAAGAAGUAGAUAUCUGUUAAUCAUUAUGAGUUUAAGUUUGUUUGCAUUGUGAAGUGAUUGCUGCAGCCUGAUCCGUAGGCCACAUUUACACUUUGUACAUAGCCACUGUAGGUCUAUUUAUCAUCCUUUGUAAAAACGUUU
Molecule: messenger RNA, 1273 nt
Organism: Plectropomus leopardus (leopard coralgrouper)
Lineage: Eukaryota; Metazoa; Chordata; Actinopteri; Perciformes; Serranidae
Source: RefSeq, a predicted model, not a curated record